AUUACAUAUUACGGUCCACAUUCAUACUAAUCUACUCCAAUUUCCAUCGAAAACCUUGAAUUUUGUAUUUCCAGCCUCAAUUGAAGAUACUUUUCGAGGGAAGAAAUUGAAGGGUUCUGUCGCCGAUUCGAAGAAAUUGAAGAUUUUUGGGGUUGGGUUGAACCCAGUGAACCCACCUUGAUUACGCCAUUGAUUGAGUCCAAUUGUAGAAAUGUCAGUACCCAAUGAAGAUAAUUCAUCUUCAUCCCACUCUCAGCUUUCAUUACAAUUAUUUGGUGAUCUGUUGGAUUCAGUCAUUGUUGAUACUGCAUCAGAGUGUCACAGGAUAGCAAAGCUUGGUCUUGAUCGUAAUUUGGAAGAAGAGGAAGAAGAACUGAAGUUGUCCAUACAGGCGAGGGCAAAAAUUGCUGAUUCAAGUAAUAGUGGCGAAGCAAAUGGCAAGCACAUAGUAGACAUAUUUGGACAAACUCAUCCCACUGUAGCAAAUGACGUUUUUGACUGCAUGAAUUGCCGGAGGUCAAUUUCAGCUGGAAGAUUUGCCCCACAUUUGGAGAAAUGCAUGGGAAAGGGUAGAAAGGCCCGUCUUAAAGUAACUAGAAGUAGCACAGCAGCACAGAAUCGGUACUCCCGGAGCAGCCCUGUUUCCACAUAUUCCCCGUAUUCAAAUUCUGUAGCCAUGAACCGGUUAUCAAAUGGAUCACCUGGUGUUUCAGGUGAUGAGAACCUCAAUGGCGCGGCAGAAGACUCUUGAGAAGUAAUCAAGAGCAAGAUGGAUAUGGCAGAUCAAGGUUAAGGGACAUCCAUUGAAACUUGGCUUGCGUAAAUGCAUUAGAUGCGAUACACCACAGUCUACUGUUCGUAGUUCAUAUUCUGAUCUUUUCUCCCCAACAAGCAAGUAGCCGCGGGUUUUCUUUCCCUCUCCUGCUUCUCGAAUAUUAGCGUAAUUGCACGGGUGAAUCGCACCAACUCCUGAGUCGGAUGUAAGAUGAGUUGCGACCAAUAUAAUUCAGAAUUCUCUCACACCAGUUGGAUGGAUUACCAUAUGCAUUAUUCUUAAUAUACGUGGGAGGAUUCUCGUUAGCAGUA
Beta vulgaris subsp. vulgaris (sugar beet) is the source of this 1086-nucleotide messenger RNA. Its product is annotated as SAGA-associated factor 11. Bases 212 to 751 code for a protein of 179 amino acids. Gene Ontology annotation, cellular component: DUBm complex; SAGA-type complex. The record is from RefSeq and is a predicted model, not a curated record. NCBI's taxonomy places the organism in Eukaryota, Viridiplantae, Streptophyta, Magnoliopsida, Caryophyllales, Amaranthaceae. The transcript is spliced from 4 exons.